AUGGAGGGCUCCACAAGUCAAUCAAGCAACGAAUUCAACAUUUUAUUGAAUAAGGAAAUUGAGUCUGCGAAGGAAGUGAGGCUCAGAAAGGAUGCAAACAGAAAUAAUAGUAAGGUUGAAACUAACUCCAAGGUUAAAGAUGCAAGUGGAUUUAGGUUGAGAGUUAUCCAAACUGAUGGGCGUAAGACCAAAAAAGUAGAUCCGGAUUAUGAAGUUGCAAUUGACGGACCUUUGAGAAAGAUAGUACCGUAUUUCUUCACCUACAAGACUUUUUGCAAGGAGAGAUGGAGGGAUCGUAAGUUAAUAGAUGUGUUUGUGAGUGAAUUCAGAGACCGUGAGCCAAGUUAUUAUGUAAAAACCAUUGCGGAAGGAAAAGUCUACUUAAACGAUGAACCGGCAAACCUUGAUACUAUUAUUCAUGAUGGUGAUUUGAUCACUCAUAAAGUACAUCGACAUGAACCGCCAGUCACAUCUAAGCCUAUAGAUAUUGUGUUUGAAGACAAGGAUAUUCUCGUCAUUGACAAACCCAGCAGUAUUCCUGUACAUCCAACAGGUAGAUACAGAUUCAAUACCAUUACAAAGAUGCUUGAAAGACAGUUAGGAUAUUCGGUGCAUCCAUGUAAUCGACUGGACAAACCUACGAGCGGAUUAAUGUUUUUGGCGAAGACUCCUCAAGGUGCAGACAAAAUGGGAGACCAAAUGAAAGCGAGGGAGGUCACCAAAGAGUAUGUAGCCCGUGUGAAGGGCGAGUUCCCGAUAGGUAUAAUGGAAGUGAACAAGCCUGUCAGAUCUAUUAAUCCUAAAGUUGCGUUGAAUGCUGUUUGCGAAAUGAGUGACGAGAAUGCGAAGCAUGCUAAGACUGUUUUCCAAAGAAUCAGCUAUGAUGGACAGACAAGUGUCGUGAAAUGUAAGCCAUUGACGGGUAGAACACAUCAAAUAAGAGUUCACUUACAGUAUUUAGGCUUUCCCAUAGCUAAUGAUCCUAUAUACUCGAACCUAGAUAUCUGGGGCCCAGAAUUGGGUCGCAAUGGUCUCAAAAACUAUGACGACAUCGUUUUGAAACUAGACGCUAUUGGAAAGACCAAGCCUGCCGAGAGCUGGAUUCAUCCUCAUAGCGAAGGAGAGUAUUUGCUUGGUCGUCAAUGUGAAGAAUGCGAGGCUGAAAUGUACGCAAAUCCUGGUACCAAUGACCUGGAUCUCUGGCUGCAUGCCUUUCGGUACGAGUCCUUGGAGAGGGACCCAGAUACGCAGAAACCUCUCUGGAGUUACAAGACAAGAUUUCCAGAAUGGGCCAUAGAACCGCACCGCAAAUACAUGGAAAUGGCCGUCAAGGAGGCUGACAAAUGUGGGCCAACAAAGACUGCCUUCAGUGUAGGUGCUGUUCUUGUCCAUGGCAAUCAAGUGCUUUCUACAGGAUAUUCAAGAGAGCUACCUGGGAACACUCAUGCAGAGCAGUGUGCCCUGAUGAAGUACUCACAAUUGCACCCAGACUGCCCAACCAUAGUCCCUAGGGGAACCGUACUCUACACAACCAUGGAACCGUGCUCUUUCAGAUUGAGUGGCAAUCUACCCUGUUGCGAUAGGAUCUUGGCCACUCACGGGGCCAUUGGCACCGUCUUCGUGGGGGUCAUGGAGCCUGAUACAUUUGUUAAGAACAAUACAAGCUUGAAUAAGCUAGAAUCCCAUGGCGUGGACUACAUACAAAUACCAGGAUAUGAGAAAGAAUGCACUGUCAUCGCCUUCAAAGGCCACGACGAUGACGGUGAUAACCCCUAG
Molecule: messenger RNA, 1776 nt
Organism: Saccharomyces mikatae IFO 1815
Lineage: Eukaryota; Fungi; Ascomycota; Saccharomycetes; Saccharomycetales; Saccharomycetaceae
Gene: RIB2
Product: bifunctional DRAP deaminase/tRNA pseudouridine synthase RIB2
Exons: 1
Coding region: 1-1776 (591 amino acids)
Biological process (GO): pseudouridine synthesis
Molecular function (GO): pseudouridine synthase activity; RNA binding
Source: RefSeq, a predicted model, not a curated record